Neogale vison (American mink) is the source of this 591-nucleotide messenger RNA. RefSeq names its product HUS1 checkpoint clamp component B (gene HUS1B). Gene Ontology annotation, biological process: nucleotide-excision repair; double-strand break repair via homologous recombination; meiotic DNA integrity checkpoint signaling. Gene Ontology annotation, cellular component: nucleolus; checkpoint clamp complex; site of double-strand break. Lineage: Eukaryota; Metazoa; Chordata; Mammalia; Carnivora; Mustelidae. The record is from RefSeq and is a predicted model, not a curated record.
AUGAAGUUUUGUGCCAACAUCACUGGUGAGGACUUUUGAGAGCUCUUUAUUUAUAUCAGUGGCACCCUUCCAAAGCUGGUGGGAGUCUGUGUGCUCUACGCUUUAGGCCUGAUGACCUCAGUCAUCUGUGAUGCCAGAAUGUGGUGUAUAGUGAGGUGGGGGGCUUCCACCACUUUGCGGGAAGAUGUUUUAGAAUUGUUGAAGGAGAUUUAUUUAGAGCUAACAUCUGAGCAUUUGUUCAGAACAACUCUGAAGAGCAGUGUAGAAAGGAUAGCAAACUUGGGUGAAGUGCUGGUUGAAACAAAUCUAAAUGGUGAAAUGAACUUCAGUGUAGAAACUGAUGUCGUGUCUAUUAAAAGUUAUUUUAACAAUCUUGGAAAUCCUCCAAAGUCUGCUCAGGAUAUGUCUCAAGACGGAAGCCUGGAGAACAUGGUGGGAGUGCUAGUAGAGAGUGGGAAGCUUCUGCAGUUUUUCGAGGGACAGCAAAUAAAUCCUGUAACAGCCUUAUGCAAUGUUUUGAGCAAUACUAUUCUUCAUCUUGUUUUGGUUCAUGAAGAUGUCUCUCUUCAGUAUUUCAUUCCUGUCUUAUAA